AGCAGCAGGCUCCGGUUCUGCCCUCUGGUCUUCGGCCGGCUGGGAGCCCGGGAGAAGGGAGAGUCCCGGCUGGGCCGGCGGGCGUGGAAAACCGCGGCGGUGGAAGUGGCCCCUUAACGCCGGUAGAAGGCAAGUGAGGUUCUCCGGAUCCCUGCUGCUGUGUUGCUGUUCAGAGUACCAUGAACAAGAUGAAAACUUUUAAGCGCCGUUUUUCUCUUUCGGUUCCCCGGACGGAGACCAUUGAGGAGUCUCUGGCAGAAUUCACGGAGCAGUUCAACCAGCUCAACAACAGGAAAAAUGAAGACAUGGCACAAGGGCAUCUGCACCUGGGGCACCUGAACAGGGACAUCCGGUCACAAUCCAGUUCCACUUCACCUUCAGAAGGCCAGUCCCCGACUACUGUGAGAUACCGAAAUGGCAAUCAGCGCCGCUUUUCCAUGGAGGAUGUCAGCAAGCGCCUCUCUCUGCCCAUGGAUAUUCGUCUACCUCCAGAAUUCCUGCAUAAACUGGACAUGGAAAGUCCAGAAAUUUCGAAGCCUCUUAGCAGGAUGUCUCGUCGGGCUUCUCUUUCCGAUAUUGGGUUUGGAAAGAUGGAAACCUAUGAUAAAAUGGACAAGCUAGGGGAGGGCACCUAUGCUACUGUUUUUAAAGGGCGCAGCAAGCUCACCAAGAACUUGGUUGCCCUGAAGGAGAUUCGACUAGAGCAUGAAGAAGGGGCUCCUUGUACAGCUAUACGGGAGGUUUCCUUACUGAAGAACCUCAAGCAUGCAAACAUCGUUACUCUUCAUGAUAUCAUCCACACAAAAUGUUCCCUCACUCUUGUCUUUGAGUAUCUGCACACUGCUGACUCAUGUUCAGUGUAUAGUCUACUUAAGACCCAAUCCUUCUCGCACAUACUACUGCCAAGACAAGUCUCCCCCGAAGGAAAACAGGACAGUGACUUGAAGCAGUACCUGGAUAACUGUGGGAACUUGAUGAGCAUGCACAAUGUAAAGAUCUUCAUGUUCCAGCUGCUACGUGGUCUGUCUUAUUGCCACCAACAUAAAAUCCUACAUAGAGAUCUCAAACCACAAAAUCUGCUCAUUAAUGGGAAAGGGGAACUAAAACUCGCUGAUUUUGGUCUAGCCAGAGCCAAGUCUGUCCCAACAAAAACUUACUCGAAUGAAGUGGUCACUUUGUGGUACCGGCCUCCUGAUGUCCUGCUAGGAUCCACAGAAUACUCUACUCCCAUUGACAUGUGGGGUGUGGGUUGCAUACACUAUGAAAUGGUCACAGGACGCCCCAUGUUUCCAGGGUCAACUGUGAAAGAAGAGCUGCAUUUAAUAUUCAGACUACUGGGGACCCCUACAGAAGAAUCCUGGCCUGGCAUUACAUCCAAUGAGGAGUUCAAGGCGUACAACUUUACACAGUAUCGAAUCCAGCCUUUGAUAAACCAUGCACCAAGAUUGGACACAGAAGGAAUUGAUCUGCUGACGAAUCUACUCCUGUAUGAAGCCAGAAGACGUAUUUCUGCGGAAUCAGCCCUGAGGCAUCCCUACUUUAUGACUUUGGGUGAACGAGUGCAUCUCCUUCCUGAGACUGCCUCCAUCUUUUCUCUGAAGGAAAUACAGCUCCAAAAGGAUCCUGGCUACCGAGGAUCAGUUUUUCAGCACUCAGCUCGAGGGAAGAACAGGAGGCAAAGCAUAUUUUAAAUUUGGCUUAUUUGUUCCAAGCACCACCAAGGAGUUCAAAGCACUGAGAGGGGAAAGGACCACGUAGAUUCUAUGGAGCCUGUUCCUGGAAUGAUGGCUGGUGUCCACAGCACAGGAGCUGUCCCUUGAUCCCAGGCACUGCAGGGUUGCUUUCCAGAAUUCCACAACUUUCAUCAGAUAAAGUCUUGGGCCUGGUCCAGCCCCUCAUUCUUUGUGUAGCCAUUGGUAUGCUCCCCCUGGGCAAGGAUCUUCAUCAAGCUAUUACUGCCCUAAGUGAGACCCUGAAGUGCCAUGUGCUGGCCGUUGGUUUAGAGGGAGGCAAAAUGGGGUCAGUAGGCAGGGACUAGGACCUCUCUGCACAAUUGACCCCUGCUUUACUUCUGAAAUUUGGAUGUCCUGUCCUGACAAAUGUACUGAAUCCCUGCUUGUUUUUCUUCAUCAUGAGAUGAUGCCUUUGAGGAUUGCCUAGGGUGACCUGCAGACAUGAUGAAUACGAUAUUAACAGUGGGGAAGCCCUUUGAUCCACUCUGUGCACAGAGUGGGUUUUGAACUGAAGAGGAGACCUUGGGAAUUUAACUAGGGGGGAAAUGCCAGUUUUCCUUUGAGUUUCUUCUGCUCUAUUUAUGAAGAAUAAAUAUCAUUUCUGAAUGGUGCAAACAUAGGGUAGGAGUAAGGAGGCCCCUUGCUGGAUCUUCUUGGACCUCUCAUUCCUUGCCUUGUUCUGUUCCCCAGGCUUUGUUGUUGUUUUUUGGUUGUUGUUGUUUUGUGUUUUUUGUUUUUUUAACUCAAGCUGCUCUACCAGAAACUCCAGAAUUAGAUUUUUCUCACAACAGGGUUUUCAGUUGCCAAGCAUGAUCUAAAUUUUAUUAGAUUUAUACCCAUUGAUUCUGAGAAUUCCCUUUUAACAUCCCAAGAAAUCAUUCAUCUCCAGCCUCCCACUAAAUAAACAGAUGCACUUUGAGGGGAAAUAAGAUUCUUUCCCAACCAAGUAACUCAAAGCCUGUAAGAAUGCUUGAGCCUCUAUUAAAACUCACUGCAAAAUGUGAAAGAAUUCAGGUUGUUCUUCUACUUGGUAUUCCAUAUUCUUGUAGUGAAUUCUGCCUUCGUGGCAAGUACGCUCACUAACACCUGACCCAACAUUUCUUGUCUGCAUCACAUAGGAAAGAAGCUGAACAGAAAACUUUCACCAAGAUGCUGGAUCUUUAAUACGUACAGGGGAAACUCUCUAAUAAGUUAAACACGCAUUUGUGCACACAGAAUAUAUAUUUGAGCUUGUCCUGAAAUGUAAAGAACAUGCACAGGCACACUGUGUGUAUAUGUGUUUGUCUAUAGAUUAUGUGUAUGUUUUCAGGACAAGCAGUAUUUUCAAUGUUAAAAAUAGCUUGUAUAUUUUACUUCCUUGUAAAUUUAGUAACAGGUGGUAUCUAUUUGGAACAUGUUCCCAGAAGCCAAGCCUGUUCUGAAACUGCCUUUCUUGUAAACUUAAAAAAGAUAUCAGAAUUACCCCCCCCCACACACACACACACACUCUUUCACUGGUUUAUUUGUAUUUUAACGGUCAAGGAACCACAAAAUGGGGAUGGGGAAAUCAGUCUGAAAUCUUUUAAACCAUAAGCAGCUGGUUCUAGUGAUCAGAUAAUAUUUCUGUUAGCUUGCUCUCUUAUCUUGACUGAAUUGUAGUCUUUACAGCCUCAGAUAGAAAUAGAAAUAUGACCUUUCAGGACCUCAGUUUUGAUGGUUGAUGAAGGAAGUGAUUAAGUAGUUCAUUAUGAGAACUUUGUGUAUCAUGAAGCCAUAAUUUCAGGUAGCAGAUUCCAAAAGGGGUGCCAUGUUCCUUGUCUGCAUUCCUGUGUCUAAGCUGAAUACCAGGCCAGAGGAUGGGAUUUGAGGAUAGGACUUUAGGUUCAAAAAUCACAAAGGUCAGUACUGUCUAGACCAGUAGCACAGCAGUGUCCUCCUACAGAUGGGGACUUCAGAAAGGUAACAGAUUUAAAUCCAACUAUUGCAUGGAGUUCUUGGCAAAGGCUCCAGCUCUAGUCAGCUGAACCAUAUUAGCCAUGGACAGGCAGGCUACAAAAUAAAAGAGGGGGCUACAAGCAAAUAGUUAGCUUGUUAGUUUAAACCAAUAUAUGAUCAACACCAUUUGUUUCUGGGCUCUUAUUGCCUCCCCCGAAGUUACCAGGUCACAAUGUUGCAGUGAUAAUAGACAUCACAACUGGCAGAGCUCCCCUUAUGUGCAGCUCUGAAAGAUACAGCAAUCCUCUCGAGGUCUAAACUUAGCAAUCUCUUGCCCCCCUGGAUCCUUGACCUUCAGUUUCAAGUUCCUUCAAUUUUCUUUGUCAGUCCGCUUUUGCCUGCAGUAAUGCACACCCCCUCCUGUCCUUAGUGUCUGCCUGAGGCUUUGCCCAUCCUCUUCUCUUUGGUUCAUCCUGUCUUCAGCUUCAUAGGCUGGAUCCAGACUACAUUUUCCGGUGGCAGGAUGAAACUUCCUUGCUUCUCCCCUCCCAUUGCAGCCCACGUAUGAAAUGCUGAUCCUGGAGAAUAGACCCUGAUGAGAGUAAUCUGCUUCCUACUUUUUAUUUAUUUAUUUUUUAUUUACAUCAUUUAUACCCAGCCUUUCUUCCCAAUGGGGACCCAAAGCAGCGUACAUCAUUCUCCUCUCCAUUUUAUUUCCAUAGCAACCAGGUGAGGAGAGUUAGGCUGAGAGAGAGUGACCAGCCCAGCGAGCUUCCAUGGCAGACUAGGGAUUUGAACCUGGGACUCCCAGAUACCAGUCUUAACACUCUAACCAUUACACCACACUAGCAUUGUCUAUCUUUUGCUAGCCAAAAGAGUUGUUCAGUUCUCUUGGGCAGCAUGUAGCCCAUCCUAAUUGUGAGUUCUCUGAAGUUUCCUCAGAGCUGCUCGUGCUUGUGCCGCCUCGGCUCCCUGUCUCCUGGGCUCUUUUUCCUCACGCUUCCUUAACCUCUUUCCUCAGGUUUCUCUUUCUCAGUCCAUUUAUGACUUCACAUCCUUCAGUCACCUUGUCUCUGAACCUGAACUUGCCUGCCUUCUAGGACUCCUCCUCCAUCCUUGGUGUGCCGUAGAAAGCUUUUCCUAUCUUUUAAACUGUCCAGUAUUCUGUGUCAUCAAACCAGCUCAGCCACUCUGUAUCAGAAACUCCACUGGUACAAAUUCAUAUGAUACAAAUGCCUCAAAAGCAAAGUGUGACUGUAAAUGGGGAGGGUGCUUUCAGUAAUGAUCUAUGGAUUAAGUUUCAAAUCAGAUCUUACCAUUGCUUCCAUGCAACUGGUAUCUUCCAGUGGAGGCAAAGCCCUGUAAGCUCCAUACAUUUUGAUGGGAUUUGUUUAUUAGUACUUCAGAGAAUAUCUGUUAGAGCUCUAAAUACACAUCCUGAUUUCUGACAACGCAUGCAGUUUGUCAUACUUUUCCUUCAAGGAGCUCAGUACAGCGCACAAGAUUUUUCAUUUCUCAGAUUUAUCCCCACAUCACCUAUGUGAGGUAGAUUGGAAUGGCAGACUGGCCCAACGUCAUCCAGUGAGCCUUAUGGCUGAGCAGGAAUUAGAAUUUGGGUGCCCCCCAGAACUUUUCCAGCAUUCUCACUAAUAAAUCACACUGUUUUUUUUCCCUAUUUGUGCAAUGUAAUUUUCUGAGUGGAAAUAAAUG
Messenger RNA from Eublepharis macularius, 5357 nucleotides. RefSeq names its product cyclin dependent kinase 18 (gene CDK18). Gene Ontology annotation, molecular function: ATP binding; protein kinase activity. NCBI's taxonomy places the organism in Eukaryota, Metazoa, Chordata, Lepidosauria, Squamata, Eublepharidae. Gene Ontology annotation, biological process: protein phosphorylation. The record is from RefSeq and is a predicted model, not a curated record. The coding region runs from base 180 to 1691 and encodes 503 amino acids. The transcript is spliced from 17 exons. Gene Ontology annotation, cellular component: cytoplasm; nucleus.